AUGAAUAGACCACGCAUCCUAUAUAACGGCCUACGGCGCCUUGCUUGCAGCCCGGCCGCGCGCCGGACCUACAUUACAAAAGCUGACAUUGCCGGUGCCCGCAAGUACUGCGCAACAGAAUUAGAAAAAGGCGACUACGAUGCACACCUCAUUCGGCGAUUCGCGCAACCGGCGCAGGACAUGUACACGGCCCUACGUGCGCUCAACCUCGAGCUCGUCCGCCUCCCCGACAUUGUGUCCAACCCAACCAUUGGCCUGAUGCGCAUAAAGUUUUGGCAAGAGUCCAUCGACAAGACCUUUGCCGGACAGCCGCCGCGCGAGCCCAUCUGCAUAUUGCUGCACCAGGCGCUGCUGUUCAUGGACCAAUUUGCCGAUGCCUCGAGCAAGAAGUCGCUCAAAUUCUGGAUUUCACGCCUCAUCCGCACACGCGAGAAGCACAUGGAUAACCGACCGUUUACGAGCCUCGCCACACUAGAAGACUAUGCCGAAAACACCUACUCUACCAUGAUGUAUGCGACACUGGCGAGUUUGGGCCUGCGGUCCAUGGACGUGGACCAUUUAGCCAGCCACAUUGGCAAAGCCUGCGGCAUCGUCGCCGUCCUGCGCGGCGUACCGCUCCUAGCUGCGCCCCCCGCGCCCAUCAAGACGCCAAGCGGCGACGUCCCGCCCACGCGGGACCCCUCGCUGCUGCUGCCGCUCGACAUCAUGGCCGAGGAAGGUGUCAAGGAGGAGGAAGUCUUUCGCCAGGGGCCCGAUGCACCAGGACUACAAGAUGCCGUAUUCAAAGUCGCCACGCGCGCCAACGACCACCUCAUCACGGCGCAAGAAAUGCUGAAGCGGCUGCGAGCCGGCGAGGACGCAGGCCACGAAUUUGAACACGAGGGGGAGGGCGCGCACGUGUACGAGGCAGAGGGGGAGAGUGACAGAGCGAGGGACCUGCAUCGUGGAUUCCGUGUGCUGCUGGAAGCGGCGCCGGCCACGUACUUCCUGGAAAGGCUAGAACAGGCCAAUUUCGAUCCAUUUGCCGUAAAGCCUGCGGGCUGGAGACUGCCCUGGCGAGUCUGGCAAGCACUGUCAAAAGAGCAGCUGUAA
Beauveria bassiana ARSEF 2860 is the source of this 1092-nucleotide messenger RNA. Its product is annotated as squalene/phytoene synthase. Gene Ontology annotation, cellular component: mitochondrion. Gene Ontology annotation, biological process: biosynthetic process; mitochondrial respiratory chain complex I assembly. The coding region runs from base 1 to 1092 and encodes 363 amino acids. The transcript has 2 exons. The record is from RefSeq and is a predicted model, not a curated record. Lineage: Eukaryota; Fungi; Ascomycota; Sordariomycetes; Hypocreales; Cordycipitaceae.